CGGCGAUGCAGCGAACGGACGAGGAAGUAGCUACCUCACAGGGUCUUUGGGCAGGGACACCUCGUCAAUACAGGGGAAGGUGCUAGUCGGGUGGUAUACUUUCCCUGAACCCUUCGUCCAGACCAGACCACAAUCCACACUCUCCCCGCUCCCAACUCACUUCCAGCAGUUUUUCCUCAUUCAAGCAACACACCGCACCGCACCGCACCGCACCACGACACGGCCAGGUUCUUCAGAGACAAAAGCAGAAAGGCCACCGACAUAGAAGACCUCGAAUCGCAUCACUGCGCACGAGAAGAAUCACCAUGUCGAACAUCAACAUCCCCACGUCCACCUCGGUCCUCGAGAGCGCUGUCAUCCGCGCACCCCUUUCCCACGUGUGGCACCACAUCAAGCUCGCGGAGUUUGGAAAGUGGCUAUCCGUACUUGAAAAGUCCGAAUGUGUCAAGGGCGGCACCAGCCCGGACACGGAUAUUGUCCGCUGGGCCUUCAAGGACGGCACCGUCCUCGAGAUCAAGCAGGAGGAACACAGCACGAUUAACCACUACAUCACGUACAGCGUCAUCACCUCCCAGCCCGAGGUCUCUUACUCUUCGGUCCUCUCUACCAUCCGUUGUUACCCCAUCACCUCCGGCGAGUUGGAGGGCUCCACUUUUGUUGAGUGGAGCGGUCACUUCUCCAGUGAUGCUGAUGCUGGUGUUAUCCAGGAUGCCAAGUUCAAGCGCCGUGAUGGACUUGCCGACUUGGCCAAAGUGGCCACCCAGAAGUAAUGGGUAGUAUGAGACAGUGCCUCGACCAAAAGAGGAAAGAAACACUGAAGACAUUAUUAUGGAGUCUCUGAUAAGGAAUCAAAACGGACUUUAUGGCUGGAGGGGAAAUAUCGGACCACCAACACCGUUGUAAUGAGCUGACAAGGCUGAAAUUUGCUAGUUAUCAAUAUCCCAUGGCUUUUGUAACGCACUGAUGAGAUUGGAACACGUCGCGGCUGGCCGACAUAUUACCACGAGGAUCCUAACUAUUAGGCCUGUUCUGUCAUCACGGCUUACAUUACAUGGGUUCUAUGGCCAUCCACCACCUACUACUCGUAGCCUUCCUUGAUGCAAAGACAAAACUCCCCUUCAACGAAUAUAUAAAAUUCAGAAUCCCAAC
Molecule: messenger RNA, 1149 nt
Organism: Sodiomyces alkalinus F11
Lineage: Eukaryota; Fungi; Ascomycota; Sordariomycetes; Glomerellales; Plectosphaerellaceae
Product: Bet v1-like protein
Exons: 3
Coding region: 306-770 (154 amino acids)
Source: RefSeq, a predicted model, not a curated record